AUGUCAGGAAAGGUAUUUAUAUCGGUUGUUUCUCUUAUCCUUGUCGUUGGUGUUGCCAUCGGGGUUGUUAUCGCUGUUCAGAAGAAUGGUGAAGAUCCUCAGAUCAAAACUCAACAAAGAUCUGUUCAAAUUGUUUGUCAAAAUACAGAAGAUCAAAAGCUUUGCCAUGAUACUCUUAAAUCCGUUAAUGGCAUGGAGAGCAUGGAUCCCAAGGCAUACAUAGCAGCGGCCGUGAAAGCCACCACUGACAGUGUUAUUAAGGCUUUCAACAUGAGUGAUAGACUCUCCACGGAGUACGGUAGCAAAGAUAAUGGCAUCAAGAUGGCUCUUGAUGACUGCAAAGAUUUGUUGCAGUUUGCUAUGGACAGUCUUGAAAUGUCCACCAAUUUGGUACGUGACAACAACAUUCAAGCUGUGCAUUCUCAAACUCCUGAUCUCAGGAAUUGGUUGAGCGCAGUUAUCUCUUACCAACAAAGUUGCAUGGAAGGAUUUGAUGAUCAAAAAGAUGGUGAGAAAAAGAUCAAGGAACAAUUUCAUGUAGGGUCUUUGGAUAGCAUGCAAAAGAUCACCGGUGUUGCACUUGAUAUCGUGAGUAGUUUGUCAAACAUCCUUCAGGAAUUCAACAUGAAGCUUGAUCUUAAACCGGCUUCUCGUCGUCUUCUUGCUGAGGAUAUUGACAAUGAAGGAUUCCCUUCAUGGUUCUCUGCUUCUGAUCGUAAGCUUUUGGUUAAAUUGAAAGGAAAAGGAUGGAGAUCAAAAAUUCAGCCUAAUGCAAUUGUUGCCAAGGAUGGUAGUGGACAAUUUAAAACCAUUAAGGAUGCUAUUGACGCUUACCCUAAGGAAAACAAGGGAAGAUAUAUUAUCUACGUUAAGGCUGGUAUUUAUGACGAGUACAUCACCGUCCCUAAGACUGCUGCUAACAUCCUUAUGUAUGGUGAUGGCCCUCGAAGGACCAUUGUCACCGGUAAAAAGUGCUUUGCUAAUGGUGUCAAGACCAUGCAAACCGCCACCUUUGCCAACACCGCACCUGGAUUCAUCGCAAAGUCAAUGGCAUUCGAGAACACAGCCGGUCCUGAUGGUCACCAGGCCGUCGCUUUGAGAAACCAAGGAGAUAUGUCUGCUUUCGUCGGUUGCCAUAUCCUUGGUUAUCAAGAUACAUUGUACGUUCAAACCAACAGACAAUUCUACCGCAACUGCGUCAUCUCUGGAACCAUCGAUUUCAUCUUCGGAACAUCACCAACCUUGAUUCAACAAUGCAUGAUCAUCGUCAGGAAGCCUAACAUGAAUCAGUUAAACACAAUUACCGCUGAUGGAACAACCGAGAAGAACAUGGUCACAGGUAUUGUGAUCCAAGAUUGCCAGAUCGUUCCAGAAGCACAAUUGUUUCCAGUGAGAUUCCAAAUCAAAUCUUACUUGGGAAGACCAUGGAAGGCAUACUCAAGGACAGUUGUGAUGGAAUCCACCAUUGGUGACUUCAUUCAUCCAGAAGGUUGGUUCCCAUGGACAGGUGAACACUUCGAAAACACAUGUUACUAUGCUGAAUAUGCCAACACUGGACCUGGUGCCGAUGUUAGCAAGAGGAUCAAGUGGAAGGGUUAUCAUGUCAUCAGCCAGGCUGAAGCUAACCAAUUCACUGCUGCUCAAUUUCUUAAGGCUGGACCUACCUCUGGAGCUGAAUGGUUGAAUGCUCUUCAAGUUCCUCACUAUCUUGGCUUCAAAGCUUGA
This is a messenger RNA of Lathyrus sativus (Indian pea), 1725 nucleotides long. The record is from the annotation of a GenBank genome assembly. NCBI's taxonomy places the organism in Eukaryota, Viridiplantae, Streptophyta, Magnoliopsida, Fabales, Fabaceae.